AUGUGGCGGCGCGCCGCCCGCCCCGCGCACUGCGUAGCCAUGCUGCUGCUGCCGGCUUUUGUUCUCGUCGCCACUGCCGCGGCAGCCCAGGUCGCGACACCGCCGCCAGCCAGACAACAGGCAAAUACGGCAUCGCUCACAAAAGCGAACAGGGAUGAGCGCAUCAUCAACGGCGUGGACGCGCCCGACCAGUACCUGUACAUGGCGGCCGUCUUCGCGGACGGGGCGACCCUGUGUGGCGGCACCUUCGUCUCUCGCAGCUGGAUCCUCACCGCCGCGCAGUGCGUCGUCGGGUGGGUAUCAGCGGACGCGCACCCCACCUUCGUCUUCAAGUUAAAAGCUCCAAUUCAAGGGUUCACCAUCUGGGAGGUGUGGCUGGGUGUGACGAGUCUGGCGGGAGGUGAUCCUGGUCGCAUCACUAUCGUGUCCGACAACGCCACCGCGAACCCCAGCUACAGCGGCAACAACUACGACAUCGCCGUCAUCAACACCAUCGUCGUCGAGGCAGUCUACCUCGCGCCAGCGGACCUGCCGUUUCGCUCUGACACGCCGGCCAGCCUCAUCGGGGAGGUGGCCGUCAUGACGGGCUGGGGAGCCACUGUGGCAGGAGGGCCGACGGAGACGACUCUGAAGAGCGCCAACGGCAGCUUCGCCGGGGAGUGCGGGGCUGGCUACCACGUGUGCAUCUACACGUACAACCAGGUGGACGUCACCACGGGCGACUACGGUGGCCCUCUGACGGUGGCGGGCGGUGCAGUGGGCAGCUAUAAGGUGGUGGGCGUCGCCAUCGGCACCGAUCUCUCUGGUAACCGGUCCGUCUUCACCAACGUCUACCAGAACCUCGACUGGAUCGCCUCUGUCACCGAUCUCCCCAUCUACGAUUAGCGCCACGACGCUGGCAUUUCACAAGUACAACCACAUGCUGCACUGCCCCUCUCAGAGGACAAUUCGUGUGGUGCUCUGGAACCUGCUUGGCAGACGUGUCGUAACGCCCAUCAGCGACUCAACUGCGGAAGCCGUAUGAAUUCUGACAUCGGGUGCUGAUA
Molecule: messenger RNA, 1046 nt
Organism: Schistocerca nitens (vagrant locust)
Lineage: Eukaryota; Metazoa; Arthropoda; Insecta; Orthoptera; Acrididae
Product: brachyurin-like
Exons: 7
Coding region: 1-885 (294 amino acids)
Biological process (GO): proteolysis
Molecular function (GO): serine-type endopeptidase activity
Source: RefSeq, a predicted model, not a curated record